Messenger RNA from Lentinula edodes (shiitake mushroom), 855 nucleotides. Its product is annotated as mitochondrial ribosomal protein S25-domain-containing protein. The transcript is spliced from 2 exons. Gene Ontology annotation, cellular component: mitochondrial small ribosomal subunit. Gene Ontology annotation, molecular function: structural constituent of ribosome. Bases 1 to 855 code for a protein of 284 amino acids. The record is from RefSeq and is a predicted model, not a curated record. NCBI's taxonomy places the organism in Eukaryota, Fungi, Basidiomycota, Agaricomycetes, Agaricales, Omphalotaceae.
AUGGUGCGCCGUCUAGCAUCACAGGUACACCAGCAGGUUUCACGGUUAAUGCGCGGCGAAGUGGUCAAAGAGCCUGCAUGGUAUGCUGCCGUCCUCGACAACCCACCACUCCCUCUUCCUCCCAAAGCCCCUCCAAAUCGCGUUGCUUUCGAUUUAAAGCAACAGACCACUUCAGCUAGGUCAAAACCUAAGGCAAAACCCUAUGGUCCCAAGCCUUUUCCCGUUUACUAUCUAGAAGACGACAUUCGCAGACAGUUUUUCAGGGACCACCCAUUCGAAGUUUUUCGACCGGUGACACUUGCGGAAGGACAGGGUAUAGAGGCAGAUCAUCCUGUCACCGGCACUGAGUGGACUAGGCUGAGACAAAGAGGAAGAAAUCCAUCUCCAGAUGAUGCGAUACAAUUCACGUUGAAUCUUCACCAACAUCAUAAUAUACCACUGUCAUAUGCUUAUGCUCGCGCCAUCGCUCAGUUUCGCGCGCUCCGCUCAGAGCGUCAUAUUGCUAUGACCAUGGCUAUUCAUGAGGCAGACAACCUGGGUGCCGUCUGGCAAAACUCAGAAAUCGCACAUGGUUUCCAGAAAGAGAUCAAGAGUCUGGCUUCCUGGGAGAGACAGUCGGAGCUAGACGAGGGGGCAAUGGCUGCCAGAAAGCGUUGGCGGUCUAUCGCUUUGGAGCAUACCGAGGAUAGGGAAUGGUCAAAGGGUCAGGAGUACGUCAGGCUAUGGAAGGAGGGCAUUACUCCACGAUAUGCACCUGCUUUGACUGAACCAGUCAAGCCGGCUGUACUAGAAGAUCCAGAAAAGAACGUGGAUACGUUUGGGUUAAGAACAAAACCUGCUGUGGUGCCUAGAUAA